Colletotrichum costaricense is the source of this 480-nucleotide messenger RNA. RefSeq lists its product as uncharacterized. The transcript is spliced from 3 exons. The record is from RefSeq and is a predicted model, not a curated record. Lineage: Eukaryota; Fungi; Ascomycota; Sordariomycetes; Glomerellales; Glomerellaceae. Bases 1 to 480 code for a protein of 159 amino acids.
AUGAAGGACGUGAGGCGAGCAGGCUUCAGCCUCCCGAACACAAAGGACCCGAGCAGCCGGUGUCCACGAUCUGCCAUCUGUCCGAGUAAACCCGAAAGGCGCCUCAAGGCGUGGCAUGGCGAAGAUGGCGUCCCAUCUUUCAGAGUAGGGCGAUGGGAGGACCAGGGGCAGCUUGGAGCCGCGACCCAGGGACCAGCACCCACGUCCCGGAUUCCGCUUUCCGGAACAAUUCAUCACCAAUUUGGCGCACUGAUGAGCGACACGUCGACGGAUUCGGUCCUUGGAGGCGACGAGAACAAGAGCCGUGAACAAGAGCGAGGGCUGUGCUUGCGGCAUCCCAUCCGAAGCGGUCUUACCCGCGCAAACCUGGAAGGCAGCGUGGCACCUCGCGAGAAGGAAGCACCGACUGAUACGGAUAGUGACGGAAGGCAGGAUGACGGGGUGUUGAACCGCGUCCGCACGUCCUACGGCCACAAGUGA